CAGCGGUCUGUUAUGUGUUGAUGGGUGUCCCCCGAUUUUUUUUUCCCACAAUCAGUCAGUGAACGACGGGUUUAUUUGAAAUUUCCGAUCUGAACUGGUGGUGCCUGGCUUUUGGGUGCAGAAGAAAUCUGUGUAUUUGUUUUGAAUUUCGCGGGAUUUGUGACUUCCGGUGGCUGCUGACGGGUACGGGACAUCCGGAACUUGUCGAAUAAUGCAUUCGAAUCAGUCGGAUCCCAGCACCAAAACUAACAGUACAAUCGUAGUGAAAACAGAAAAGCCCGAUGAAAAACCUGUCCACGACCAGCACUCCGCAUCGGUCAACCCGGAUUCCCAUCCGGGUGCGGCCCUGAAAUCUGCACCUGUAAACUCACACGUGCUACCGCCAAUACUCACGGCUUCGGGAAAACCCAUCCCCAAGAAGCUGACCGAUCCCAGUGUGCAGCAGAUUCCCACCGAGGAACUGCUUGGCUCGGUGACCACCUUCUACCCGAGUGGAGAUGCCGAGUGUGGCCAUGCGCUCCGAACAAGCGCCCGGGUCAUCCAGAAGAUGCGAAUGGACUCGAUUCGCGGGGGAACUCCGCCUCCAUCGGAAGGCAAGGCCGGAGGUGCCGGGGUGCAUGCCUCCGGUGGGAAGGGAAGUAGUGGGCCCGGUUGCGGUACCAAGACUCCCAAUCAGCAGAAACAGGCCCGUAUGGUUUGGACCAACCAGGAUAAGAGUAUGUUCUUCGAAGCACUCAACGAGUGCGGUAAGGAUUUCGAAGGAAUCGUGAACUACUUGAAUACGAAGAAACGACGGAAGGACAGCGGAAGCGAUGUGGUGUUCAAGGUGAAAGACGUUCGUCAUCUGUACUACCAGUUCAAUCAGAAAGUGUCCAAGUAUCUGCACUUUUCUGAGGAGGUGAAGAAAGAGGCACAAGAGCUGUACGCACUGAUCAAUUACGGGGAAAUGAGGAAGAAAGUUCCCUUUCACAAUAAGAAAUACUUCCACAAGCUGAAAGAUCUAGUUUACAAGGGGGUCACGAUGAUCCGAGAGAAGGGCAAGAAUAUACGGAUCAAGACGCCGUCAUGCAGAGCGUUGAGAAAGCUGAACCAGUUGGAGGAGUGGCAGGAGGAAAUCAAGUUGCCUCCAAGGGUGGAUGUAGUUUUGAAACCGGCAACGGUUGGGGCCUGGGGAAGGGUUCAAACCUUGGCUCAAAACCCGCGCUGUAGAACUUCGGUAACGCUGCAGAAACGACUCUCGACGUUAUUAGUUAUUUUGCAGCAAAAGUGGCGCCAUCAAGAUGUCAAACUGAUGGACAGGAUCACGAAUCUACGGGCUGCCAGUGGGGCGUUGACUUCCAAGGUUUCGCGCCAGAAGAUGCUACAUGAGUUGGAGCUGUGCACCAAAAUGGCGGAAGAGUCGAAAGAUAGCGAAAGCCAGAAGCUGCUGUGGUUUACUCCGGCCCGAGAGGCGGUGAUCCACAGGCCGAUGGUGAAUUUGUCGGAGUUUCUUAGCAGCUACAGUAUUUGUAUGAACUCGUACGAGCAACGGAUCGGUGCGAAGAUUCGCGGGGAGGUAUUGUGUUUGGAAAAGUUGAACAGCAUGAAAGAGCGUCUGAGCUCGAAUUCCAAACGGCAGCGGCAUGAUAGCGGUUCCGAGAAACACAGUCCGGACGGGAAGAAAGUGAAAUCUGAACUCAAAGAUAUUAAGGAGGAGAAGUCCGGCGAAGCCAUGGUUGGGUCAAGCUUUGCCGAAGUUUUCAAAUCACCCAACGCUUCGAAUGAGUCGCUAGAUGUACAACGUGAUGGAAGCGAUACCGAAUGUCAUGGCGUGGCUAGGAAUAUUUUAACCAAUGGAGGCAUCAGUUGUGAAGAUCCUGAUUUAAAAAAUGCAGAUUCCAAUGACUCUGCCAAGUUGCCCCUCUUUUCGCUGAUUAAAAUUGAAUGCGACUCUGGUGUGAGCUUCACAAAUCAGGGAGAAAACUCGAACGAUGCGGUGCCUUCGUUGGAAAGCGAAAAUUUGAAACCUAUCCCGAUUGAAGAAAGCAAUAACGGUGGGCUAGCAGAAGAAGUGACUACUCCUCCAACGGAAGACCUUAUCAAGACCACAGUCAAGCGGAAAGAACCGAAGGAAAAGUAUGGUAAAAGAAAGGACUCCAAGACGGGAAUGAGUAAUCUACAUUUUAGACCACUGAUUUCGGAGGAAACGAUUCAGAAAAUACGCGAAGGUUGGACCCUGCAGAACGUUGGAGAUCUCACCAUCGGAGAUUUGUAUGUUAUGUUUGGGGAAGAGGGUAAACUUUGUCUGGAGUACGAUUGGGUGAUGCCGAAAGAAUUGGUGACACUGACAGAACCUCUGGCUUCAAUUGUUGAAGAAAGUGUUGAGCAAAAACCGGAUAUCUCUAUGGUGGCUCCCAUGAGUCCUUCAACAUCUCAAAAAGUUCCACCACAGGGACUCAACGGAGAGCCAACAGCAGCAGCAGUGGGAAUAGAUCCGAAAUGUGCCAAACUGAGCGGUCGAUUGAAGCAGUUGCUGCAGCUUGUAGCUUUACAGGAGAAAACUGGUAAAAGGCGAUGUCCUUGUGGUCAUGUUUGCGAUCGUAAAAAUAAGAGUGCUAUCGAUUCGCUGACUGCCGCUUCCAGCUAUAACGAUAACUUGGUCUUCAAGCAGCCUUUGCUGCCGAUUCGAACCAGUAAUCACCCGGUGAUAAACACCACCCUAGCUAACUGUAAUGGCCUUCCCCCGCCGCACAUGCGCUACAAACAAUCUCGUUGGUGGAGAAUGCGAGUCAAUAGGCAUCAUCUUCCAACUCAACAGAGGCUAGCCCAAGCCCAAUUGAACGGCACUUCGAAUCAGCACCUUCCCAUUCGGAACAAUAAUAAUAACUACCAAAGACCCAGCACAGCAACUGCUGCUGCCCCCCUCAAAAAUCCGAUAGCAGCUGGAAAAGUGUUGCCACAAAUUCCAUCGACCAAUGGAAAUGAAAGCAACGGCAACAAAGCGAUAAUGACUGCCUCCUCAAAUUCUCCUCCGAAAGACUCAGAAGAUGACCAGCUAUCCCAGCUUCUAGAGGAAAAGAUCACCAGCUACAGCAAUCGUUCGACGACGGGCUGCUCCUCCAACGGUUCCAAGAAGAGAUCUUCCACAGAGAUAUCGGCCAUCGCGGGCGAGGACAGCAACAGCUGCCUGAGUCUGUUCGACAUCUCGCUUCCCUCGCCCUCCUCGACUAUGAUUGCCGAGCUGAUGGGCGGUGGCGACGACGACGACGACGAUGACGACCACACCCACGGCGGGGACGAAGUAGACGGGCAGGGAUUUUGUCGAAGCGAUCUGACUCUAAACGGUAUCGAUCGGUUGACGACGGAUUCCUGUGACGGUACAAAAAUACUCCGCGAUGCGGCGCCCAUCGAUUCGGACAUCAACGAUAUUUCUUUGAGCAGCUUUCUCGGUCAUUUGGACGCGGUAUACGAGAAUAAUGUUGCGACGUCGAGGCGAAGGGAGUCCGAUCAAAUGAACAUCAGUAUUAUCAGCGAAUCCAGCGUAGACUACAUAGCCCGCUUCGAGGAUAUUGCUGCCGAGUUGCGAGCUCAGCAGGAACAAAACAGCACCUGAGUACUGCGCACACCUAAAUCGGACCGGCAACUGGACCAACACCAACAGUCAGGCAAAGUUAAAACAAUUCAUAAACAGGGAUUUUCUUACGAUCCGUACGACAAAUUACUGAUAUUCAGGCAACCAACCACACAUUUAGUCAUUUAAGAACAGUUGAACUUUUUUUCUAAGCUUUAGAUUUACACUGUGUAGGCGUUACAAAAACAAAACAAAACAGAAACCGGUAUGGUAAUUGAAAGUUAUAUUUUGUUAAUGUCUAAAAAUAUGACGUAUGUAUAUUACGUAGAGAUUCCAUUUCGCUUAUAGCGGAACCCAAAACAUUGUGAACGUGUUAAACUGUAACUAAACAUAUAUAUUGACUCUCGAAAACAUAAACUGACAAGAAGACAACCCAGUUACUCUCUCCAUUCAUCACCACCCCGCCAAGCACCUUAACUAUUAUGCUAUAGGCUUAGCAGUGUUUCUGUUUUCGACUACAGAGAUUAGUUCGCUAGGGCAAAAGUUUGCACGUGUCCGUUUAUUAGGUAUCUUAUUAUCAAAUUAUACCCUUUACCUAGCAGUUACAUAUAUGAAUCACACACUUUUUACCGUUUUAAUGUUGCCACCCUAACCUUUAACCGGGAGGAUUAUUUUUCUCUCGCUCGGACUGAACGAUAAGUUUUUGAACUGAUUUAAAAAGCUUAUAUCUACUUUAGUUAAAAUCUUUUCUCGAACACUCUUAUAUUUAGGCAGCGUGGUUUUGGAGAUAAUCCUUCAAAGCACGCACAUAUCUAACCAUACAUAUUAGGUACAUAUGAUUAUAAUGUUUAUAUGCAAAUAUCGAAGCUUUAUUGAAAUCGUUAGAAAUUGGUUUGUUUAAUUGGCUGAAAUUUAACCGCAAAAACACAAAAUGUAUACCUAAGUUAACAACUUUUUUGACAUACCUAGUUUGAGUCUGCUAAUACUUGGUCUUUACUAGAAGCGUUUGAAGUGAACAGUUUGAUGGAGCGCGAUAUUAUCAGUAGGACCGGCUCUCGUUGAUAGUUUCACUCACACAUGUAUUCAGUAAUUAUUUAGCUCAUUAGGUCUCUGAAACUGUGGAACAAAUAUAUACUGUGUUUAUUAUUAUAGAGAAAACAAA
Molecule: messenger RNA, 4712 nt
Organism: Uranotaenia lowii
Lineage: Eukaryota; Metazoa; Arthropoda; Insecta; Diptera; Culicidae
Gene: crm
Product: protein cramped
Exons: 5
Coding region: 212-3592 (1126 amino acids)
Biological process (GO): pattern specification process
Cellular component (GO): nucleus
Molecular function (GO): chromatin binding
Source: RefSeq, a predicted model, not a curated record